AUCUAGAGAGCGACUAUUCCGUGGGGAAACGGGCGAUCUCUCGCUCGGCGCGGAGCGCGGAGGUUGGCUGAAUUUCUCUCGCGCGGAGCGGAGUGUAUUUUCGUUAUCGGGCGGACAGCGCGCACGCACGCACACGCUCAACCCCUGGGUCGCAGGAGCGCGCCGGAUUACCGCCGACCGUCCGACGACGUGUGAUGAGAAGCACGCGCCGCAGUUAAAUAAGCCGCGCCAAGCUCCACCACGUGAGUGACUCGCCCGCGUACGGUGCGCGUUCGCCCGCUGUACUUCCAGGGGGACAAAAAAUACGGCGCCUCGCCAGAAAUACGAGAUCAUGGCGGUGCCCAACAGCGGUGUAGUCAUGCCCCGAAACUUUCGCCUCCUGGAGGAGCUAGAACAAGGCCAGAAAGGUGUAGGUGAUGGCACAAUUAGUUGGGGCUUGGAGAACGACGAUGACAUGACCCUCACGCAUUGGACUGGUAUGAUAAUUGGACCACCUAGGACACCGUAUGAAAAUAGGAUGUAUAGUUUGAAAAUUGACUGCGGUCAGAGAUAUCCAGAUGAUGCCCCUAAUGUAAGAUUUUUAAGCAGAAUCAAUAUGAAUUGCAUUAACAGUGCUACUGGAGCUGUGGAUAAUCGCAGUGUCCCAGUCCUUGCGAAAUGGCAACGAGAGUACACAAUUAAAACAGUUCUUCAGGAGCUCCGUCGUUUGAUGACGUUGAAGGAAAAUAUGAAACUUUCUCAGCCUCCGGAGGGCAGCACUUUUUAGCCUAACCGUAUGAACAGAGAUAUCUUCCUUUUUGCAAUAGCAUGAGGCGAGAUUUAAUAAAGGUACCAAAUAAUAUUAAAGACGGUGCCCGCUGAAAAAAUAUAUGUUUAAAAAGAAACAAAAAAAACACGAAAAAACAGCUUUGUGAGAGGAAGGAGGGUAAUAGCUUGGAAAGUUGAAUGAGUGUACCGAGUCUAUGUAUAGAUUAGAUAGAAAAAAUUGACAAAAACGCAUUUGUCAAGCACAGCUGAUUCUUCAUCGGGAUUUUUCACUAAAAAAAAAAAAAGUAGUAUUCCUCCGAUUAUUUCAUUGCAUAUACUACAUCAUGUUCGCGCACGAGAUAGAUGAUUCAAUUGCGAAUGCGAAUUUAAGUUUAAGGAAAACUUCGCUCCAGCUUUUCAAGCUAGUUACAAUGUAAAGCGGAAAAAAAUCCAAUAUUUUGAAUCUUAAAAAAAAAACUGGAGACACAGACUAUAUAAUAAAAAGAAAAAGAAUAAUCAGUAAGAGUAACUUAUGCCUUUGAAGUUUUUUAAUGAGAGGAGUAACGCCCCGGUAUUGCGAAAACCGUUUUAAGAUUUCUCUUCCGUUUGCGCGCAAGUGCCAUUUCCAUCUCUCGCAGAGGUGUGUCUCUCUCGCUCGAUGCCCGCCCGCAGUUAGAAAAAAAAUUCGUGAAUUCUGGACCACAAAAUAUCUGUACGUCCAUCUUACGUUCUACGUGCUGCGUACCGUUUUUUCGACUAGCGAUCUACAAUGAAAUAACGUACGUGUUUGCGAAAAUUAUAAUCCUUAAAAAAAAACAACGGCCUCUCUCUCUUUCACGCUAAACGAAUUGCGUUUCGUAACUGAUGAGGAGACGUCGCUUUGUAACCGAAGCAUGCAUAAGUGACAAAUUGAUUUGUAAUGUCUCGUAUAUAUAGCGAACGAUUAUACAAUGCUGCAUGACAAAGUACAUCAAUGUAUGAAGCAUCAUGUGAGUGGUGAGAUCUUGUAGUCGCGAUAUUAUAUUUGGACAUAUUGAAAAUAUACCAAUUACCCACACACGUGUAUUUGAUUAUGUCUAUUAAGAUACAACAGGAUUAUAUAGAGUAUGCAGAUAGAUAGUGGCUUACUGUUUUUGAAUCCAGAAGCUUCAUGAUUGAUGUAUUAUGUGAAUAUUAUUUUUGUUAUAAUUAUCGAAAUCAUAUCCAAUCUCUCUUAACACACUGAGUAAAGUGGAGCUGCGUAUUGUGACAAAAAUCAGGUUUAUCUCAGUCUUUAGAGUGCAAUCGCAACUACAAAUUACGUGAACUAUACUACCGCUGAAAGAAGCUAUAUGCAGCUUAUUAAUAUGAUUAGUGAUAAAUUAUAUGUUCCAGUAAGAGGAUAAUUAUGUUAUCACACUCUCGUCUCGAGAUUUAUAUUAUUCAAUUAAUCGAAAUGUCUUUAUAUACCUAAAAGUUCCACCAAAGUAGAUUUUGAAAUAUCUCCACGUUUGAUUGUGUAAUGUAAAAAUUUUUCGAUUACCCGAAUGAAAAAAUAUACAUACCUCUUUGUCCGCUUUGCAUUUCAGUAUUACACUAUCGGUAAAUAUAAUAGUGUAAUUUAAAUCAUCCUAUUAAAAGAAGUAACAAGUUAUAGCUCCAUGUGGACGAAAAACAAGCUUAAGGAGAAUAAAGUGAUUUCCUUA
Molecule: messenger RNA, 2432 nt
Organism: Wasmannia auropunctata (little fire ant)
Lineage: Eukaryota; Metazoa; Arthropoda; Insecta; Hymenoptera; Formicidae
Gene: Uev1A
Product: ubiquitin-conjugating enzyme E2 variant 2
Exons: 4
Coding region: 332-766 (144 amino acids)
Biological process (GO): protein K63-linked ubiquitination; DNA damage tolerance
Cellular component (GO): nucleus
Source: RefSeq, a predicted model, not a curated record